AUUUGUGGGUUAACGGUCAGAUCAACGAUGGAGAGAAUAACAACAUGGCAUGGAUUCACGAUAUUUAAUGUUGCUCAAAAUAACUUUUAAAUCACCAUGGUAACUCACGGUGAAGAACCACAAUUGAAGGGGUCGCGGUUUUACACAACUAAAUGGUUAAAAAAAUGAAAAUAUUCAAAUCAAAAGCUUUCCCAGGCACAUAUUUUGUUACUUUGUACGAAGGAGGUUUAUCACCGUUGUUUAAAUAAAAGAAAAAAUAAUCGCGACAACAAAUACAUAAUGGUAUCGUUACCAUGCGGCACGACGUGGUAUCCAAGCAUCACAUAUUCAAAGACGGAAAUAUAUAAUCCUGGGUAUCCUCAUAAUUAUGGUGCUAAUUUAAACUGCACAUAUACAAUCCAGCAAAACAUACUGUAUCAUCAUGUAUCGUAUGUUUUACAAGUUUACUUUCUGUCCAUGCAUGUUCCUGCUGGUAGCAUGCCAGAUUGUGAGGAGGAUUAUUUGGAAAUUUUAAUCGGAGAAGGGGCGAGUCGAAGGAAUCUGGGAAAGUUCUGUGGUGACGAAACACCAUAUACAAUCUUUUCGCAUAAAGAACAUGUGAAUAUAAAUCUAAAGUCAAGUUCCAAUGGGCAGGGAGGAUCAUUCGUUAUUCAAGCUGCGGUGAAAAAAUAUGCAUCGCAGGAAUGUGCUAAUGGAAACCUUAAUUCAACUUCAUACUUGAAGAGUGGGAUUGUAACCUCUCCCAACUAUCCCAAUGGAUAUAUCGAAGACCAGUACUGUGUUUCACAAAUCUACGUUGGGGAUGGAAAUAUCGUAAGGAUAAGUGUCAUUGACGUAAACCUUUUUCACGUAUCCUCAGCAUCAUGCGAGUUAGAAGACUACAUGGAACUUCGAGGAUCAAACAAUCCCAAUUCACUAUCAAGUUCUUCUUUAUUGGACGGCCUUAACAGAACAUGUGGCUCAUUAUCUAACGUGGUCACACUGACAAGCAGUUACAACUUUGUUUACAUUGUAUUUCGUUCUUACCAUGGGAGUCAAGGUCGAAGAGGUUUUUACCUUGGUUACACUGUCUACAGUGAUCCUGUUACAAUGCCAUCAGGUAUGACCAACAAACUCAUCUACUUCAUCACUGCAUCAAUUUUCAUUAUCGUUCUCAUAACUAUUGUUUUUAUUAUCACAAUGAAGAAGAAAAAAGUUAAAAAGAUUGAUAAUCAAGACAUAACUGGAGAAAAAUCAACAAAGAAAUGUCAACCUAUGCAUCUACCAAUAACACAACAAAAACAACAACUGCAUCCUUCACAAUACCUUCGUAAAACGCAGCAUGUUCAACUCCCUCCACCAAAGGACCAUACUUCUAAGAUAACCAUCCCGUCUCAAUCUGAACUUCUUUUAAAGAACCCCCUUUCUCCUUCCGUGGAUCGACAAAUGACACCGGUAGAAGUAUGUACCACCUCUUUUUAGCGUACCAUUAAAAACUGUAUAAUAAUUGCGAGAAAAUAAAACCUAUUUUAAAAGUCUAGCGAUUUGGAAACAAGACUGGUUGCUUCUUUAAACAUCGCUUAUGACCAGGUUAAACAAUUUUGCUGGUAUGUUUUGCUGGAAGUUGUUUAUAAGUAAACCUGGUUAAAAAUCAGUGAAUUUGCCUUAUGGUUAAAGAUCAGAUUUUAUCGUGACAAGAUUGUGUUGAGAAGGACAACAAUUUGGAAAAAAGAGAAUGAAAAAGUUAUUCGCUCAUCAUCGGCAACAACUUUUCUUUCUUUUUAUAACAGAUUUUAUAAACUAAUGAAUUACAGAAUUAAACACGCAGUACACUAAUAAUCCAUAUAUCCAAUUGGUUAAUAAAAUAUAAUUCUACCAAUAAGAUGUUCUUUUUGAGCUUAGGCUUGUCUAUUGAGAUAAGAUGGCUCUCUUUAAACUCUAAAAUAAUAAUCAUUUAUGGCCGAACCUACGAUGGAAAAAUUGCAA
Molecule: messenger RNA, 1965 nt
Organism: Hydractinia symbiolongicarpus
Lineage: Eukaryota; Metazoa; Cnidaria; Hydrozoa; Anthoathecata; Hydractiniidae
Product: cubilin-like
Exons: 5
Coding region: 280-1461 (393 amino acids)
Source: RefSeq, a predicted model, not a curated record